AUGCUUCGCAACUGGGUACUGCCAGUGGUCCUAGCGCUGCAGGUGCAGGUCGGACAGCAGCAGACCACACUGGACCCAUGCAGCCCUGACCUUCCAAAUCGAGCGUUGGGCUGCCCACCCUUGGAGGAGGUGAUUGAGUGCACUUACUCGGGCAAGCACUGCUAUCUAUACGAUGCCUUGGAACCUUUCUGUGUGGAGCCCUUGUUGUUUUUUGAGAGUCCCUUUGGGGGCCGGCGAGCUGAAGGCCCGCCUGUCUGUACAACCACCACAACAGCCACCUAUACAGUGACAUUGACUACGACCCAGACUGUGACAGGCUUCACGACAACACGGCCUCCAGCCGUCGAAUGCAGAGACUUCUGCUAUGACAAUUCCCACCCGUGGCUUGUCAAGUGUGGAUGGUCUGCCUGUGCUUCAUGUGGGGAGUGUGCUUCGAUCAUCCUUCCGUCCACAAGCGCGGAAAGUACGUCGGGAAUGCUGGUUGUGACAGCGAGGCCGGACCGCAGAAACACAACUUUGCCGCCAACGACGCAGAGACCCUCCAGCACAGGCGCCGGCAAUGCCGGAGGUGGGGGCCCCGUGUUCGAAGAUGACGGAUCCUUAGAGGAUGCAGCAAACAGUGAUCAGACGACCGAUGCGGCUUCGACCUCUUCGACGCGUGAGCUGGAGUCGAAGACCUGCCUGCAAUUGUGCUACAAUGCAAUCGAUUAUCUUGGGUGGCCAACGCUUUGCACUUGGGCUACAUGCGUGACCUGUCCAGAAUGUUCAGGAACUACGGUGACAGCAACCACUACAACAGAGGUUCUACCACCGACGUUUACAUUAACGACAACCUUUAUAUCAGGCACAACCGGCAUUUCGUCAACAACAUCUACGAUGACGCGCACUGCUAGCAGCACAACUAGCUGGACC
Molecule: messenger RNA, 912 nt
Organism: Symbiodinium necroappetens
Lineage: Eukaryota; Dinophyceae; Suessiales; Symbiodiniaceae
Source: the annotation of a GenBank genome assembly